UUCCACUGCUGCUGAGAACAAACGUGUAGGUCGAAAUGUUCAACUAAUUAUAUAAAUAAAUGCAGAUUAACCCCCAUGUUCAGGGAUACUGAUAACUAAGUGAGGCUGUCAGGGAACCCACAGAGACACCUUGAGGUCACUCACCCCGCCAAAACAUAGGCUACAGUAUUUCUAGCAGUAACUUCACAUAGAAUAAUAUUUAGUGUUUUCAUCGAUAUGUCAUGUUAAUGAGCAAACUUAAGACAUUGUGGUAGGUGUAUUUCUUCACUUUGUAUAGAGGAUAUCUUUGUGAAGCGAACCGUCUGCUGGCUAUAGCUUCAUAUGGCUUUCAUAUAUUCAUAUAGCUCCAUGUAUUUCUCUUUUUAUCUAGGUCUUGGCACAAAAGCAAAUAAGCAGAUUUCCCAAAUUGUCUCGGUAUUUUUUUAACAAUGUUUUGUCAAACUGAAUUCACAUUCAUCUGCCAAGCUUUCUCUACCAUUCUCAGGUUGCAAGCUGGCUGAGGACUGCCAGCCUUCAAGAGAUCGUAUCGACAGUGAGGUUGCUGAGCGGGAAGCAGUCACAUUAUGUGGAACCUCAUGUUGUGUUCAAAAAGAUGUCCUUCACUUUCCCCCCACAAUCCCAAACCAUGCAGUUCAGAUGAAUUGGAGCCUGCAGGGGUGAAGUAAAGAAAUGGAUGGAUCCAUUUCUACAGUCCAUGACGCAUGUUCGAAACGUGGAAUUGUCCUCACUCCAGGGUUAAAGUGUACUUUGACUCGGUGCAGAUAAACUCUGACUUCAGCUGCCAUUAUAAAACUGAUAAGUACCCCUCAUCAACACGUGAGCAUCGUUGGCUCUGAUCAGCUUCUCUGCCAAACCUCAGCCUCAAUCCUUGAAGUAACAAAUUGAAUAAUUAAUCUCUCAUAUGUGUCACAGGCUAACUCCUCCCUGACCCAGAUAAAGCUUUUAACCCAAGUGGCGUGGGACAACGCAACAGCUCCACGGCAGAACUGCUUCUCUCUUGAACUUGAUCUGCACUCAUGAAGACUCUUCAGGAAAAGAUCAUCGUCCUAUCUGUUUUUCUGACUCUGACCUGUGUCAUUCAGGUGGAUUCCCUGCCGGUUCCUGAAGACUGGAUUGGUUUGAUCCAGCGGACCAAGCGGUCCCUCCUGUGGCGCUGGAACAGCAUGAAGCCUGUGGGCGCCAGCUGCAGGGACCACUUGGAGUGCGCCACGAAUUACUGCAGGAAGAAUGUCUGUGUCUUCUGCAACGCCACUUGUAGAGGAUACACAAACAAAAUGUCAUCAGGGUGACAAAACAUGAAUCUACCUUAUGGACCAAAACCACCUGCUUAAAAAUGAACCCUGUAUAAAGAUAUUCUAGCUUGAUUGUAAGACCUGUCGUCACUUGAUUGUGCAUUCAGUGAAAGUAAUAUGUUCUGUUCAACAAAACAAAGCUGUAAAUGAUGCAUUUAUAUGUACAAACAAAUGGCUCCAUCUAUAGAGCAAUAUUGAGUUUUAUCAUUUGAAUUUCAAACACUUGCAGGACACCUGACAAGUUGUAUUUAAUUUUUUUAAACAAAUAUAAAUAUCCAUGCAAAGUU
Pseudoliparis swirei is the source of this 1579-nucleotide messenger RNA. RefSeq names its product liver-expressed antimicrobial peptide 2. The record is from RefSeq and is a predicted model, not a curated record. NCBI's taxonomy places the organism in Eukaryota, Metazoa, Chordata, Actinopteri, Perciformes, Liparidae. Gene Ontology annotation, biological process: antimicrobial humoral immune response mediated by antimicrobial peptide; defense response to bacterium. The transcript has 3 exons. Bases 1017 to 1289 code for a protein of 90 amino acids.